CAUAUUUUUAUCAAUUCCAAAUUUCCAAUGACAAGAAUCCAAUACAUAACACUCCAUUUCACCAACCAUAAAUACCAUGCUAGAGUUAAAGUAUUCUCACACUUCAACAUUCAAAAAUCACAAGAGAUAGCAAAACCAGUUAAUAUAGGACAUGGCUUGCAGAGUGCAGAAAAGAGUAUCAUUGCGCAGAAGACUUCACAUCCUGCGAGUUCUUACCAACUCCAACAUCAAUGCCAAUAUCAACAGAAAUUCUACUGCUAAGAGUACUUUUCUACAUAUACAGAAGCUAAAGGUUGAACUGGAAAAUGUCAAAAGAGAGUAUGAAAACCUGAUAGCCACAAGAAGAUACUACAUUAGUCUACUGAAUAAUAAUGUCAAUGAUAACAAGGAGGUUAAAAUAGAGAAAAUAAGGGAAGGAACAUUUAUGAUGAAGGUGACAUGUGAAAAAGGAGGUGACAAGUUGGUUGCCAUUUUAGAGGGUUUUGAAAAGAUAUGUGUGAAUGUUGAGCAAGCAAGAGUUUCAAGCGAAAAUGGGUUUUCUAUGGAAGCUAUUAUUGUGGCUGAGGAUCAAAAUCUUGAUGUUAGAGAUGUUAAAGAAGUGAUUCUAAAAGCUAUUGGAAAGAAGAGUGGUGAAGAAGGAUCAGAUGAGCUUAACAAAUGUAGUCAUUUGUGAAUUUUUAAGUACAUUUAUUUGGUUAACAUCUUGUGUAGUUCAACAAGUUUUUAUCUAUUUUAUAUAUCUGUUAAAUAUGUAAAAGGAUUGUUGAAUGAAGACAUGAGAAUGACAAAUUCUGUUUUUAA
Lathyrus oleraceus (garden pea) is the source of this 801-nucleotide messenger RNA. RefSeq lists its product as uncharacterized. Gene Ontology annotation, molecular function: sequence-specific DNA binding; DNA-binding transcription factor activity. The transcript is spliced from 3 exons. Lineage: Eukaryota; Viridiplantae; Streptophyta; Magnoliopsida; Fabales; Fabaceae. Gene Ontology annotation, cellular component: nucleus. Bases 152 to 673 code for a protein of 173 amino acids. Gene Ontology annotation, biological process: regulation of DNA-templated transcription. The record is from RefSeq and is a predicted model, not a curated record.